CCACUCCCCUGCAGGUGGGGAGCUGGGGGCUCAAACCGGGAUCCUUACAUGGGUCUUUGUGCUUUGCACCAUAUGCGCUUAACCCGCUGUGCUACCGCCUGACUCUCAGAAACUCUUCUUCUUAUCUUGCUUUGUACCUCUAAUAGCAGGGUGUGAAUGCUGGUGAAGGAGUGUGGAGUAGGCUAUCAAAAACCCAGUCAUUUGCAGAAGAAAAAUCAGGCAGAAAGUGGGCAAGGGACUUAUUUUAUUUAGUUAUGAGAGAAAGACCAGAGUAUUGCUCAGCUUUAGCUUAUAGUGGUGCUGGGGAUUGGGACCACUUGGGACCACAGAGCCUCAACCAUGAGUGUCUUUUGUGUAACUAUAAUGCUGUCUCCCUAGCCCACAAGGGACACAUUCCCCCCCCCCCUUUAUUGGGAAGAUCAGUCAAUAGUAAAAUACAGUAGUUUGUACAUGUGUAACAUUUCUCAGUUUUCCACAUAAUAAUUCACCCCCCUCUAGGUCCUCCCCUGCCAUCACAUUCCAGGACCUGAACUCACCCCACAUCCCCACAGUCUUUUACUUUGGUGCAAUACACCAGACCCAGUCCAAUUUUUGCGUUGUGUUUUCUUGUUUUUCAAUUUUUUUCUUAGUGAUUUAAAAAUGGUCGACAAGAUUGUGGGAUAAGAGGGGUACAAUUCAUACAGUUCCCACCAUCAGAGUUCCAUAUAGCAUUUCUUCCAGUGGAAGCUUCCCUGUUCUUUAUUCCUCUGGGAGUAUGGACCAAAGAUCUCUAUGGGGUACGGAAGGUCGUAAUUGCUGUAAUUGCUUCUGUAAUUGCAUCUCCGCUGGACAUGGGCAUUGAGGGGUCGAUUCAUAACCCCGCCCUGUUUCUAUCUUUCCCUAGUGGGGCAGGGCUGUGGGGAGAUGGGGUUCUAGGGCACACUGGUGAGGUUGUCUGGCCAGGGAAGGCAGGCUGGUGAAUUUUAAACUCAUUUUUACUGCUUGCUGUGCCGAGCACGAGGUGCUAGGGACUCAGAGGACCAGGUGGACGAGCUGUAUGAGGGCUACUGCGUGCAGUGCCGCCUGCGCGACGGUGCCUCCAACAUGCAGCGGGCCUUCUCCAGGUGCCCGCCCAGCCGCGCCUCCCGGGAGAGCCUGCAGGAGCUGGGCCGCAGUCUGCAGGAGUGCACCGAGGACAUGUGGCUCAUCGAGGGGGCCCUGGAGGUUCACCUGGGCGAGUUCCACGUCAGGAUGAAAGGCCUGGUGGGCUACGCACGCCUCUGCCCUGGAGACCAGUAUGAGGUGCUCAUGCGUCUGGGCCGACAGCGCUGGAAGCUCAGGGGCAGGAUCGAAUCCGACGACAGCCAGACCUGGGACGAGGAGGAGAAGGCGUUCAUCCCCAGUCUCCAUGAGAACUUGGAGAUCAAGGUGACAGAGCUGCGGGGCCUGAGCUCACUGGCCGUGGGCGCUGUGACAUGCGACAUCACCGACUUCUUCAGCACACGGCCGCAGGUGACGGUGGUGGACAUCACAGAGCUGGGCACCAUCAAGCUGCAGCUGGAGGUGCUGUGGAACCCCUUUGACACUGACAGCUGCCUGUUGUCACCCAGUCCCACUGGCAAGUUCUCCCUGGGCAGCAGGAAAGGCUCCUUGUACAACUGGACGCCCCCCAGCACACCCAGCUUCCGGGAGAGAUACUACCUGCAGCCCGUGCAGCAGGCCCCCUCCAUACUCAGCUACCUGGCUGCCAGCUCCCCACAGGGCCCUGGCCUGAGGAGCCAGAGUCAGGAGCUACCUGACAUGGACUCCGUCAGCUCCGAGACCAGCACGUCAGCCUCCACCUCAGAUGUGGGUUUUCUGCCCUUGGCCAUGGGCCCCAACACCUCCAUCGAAGAGGAGGCCCAGGAGGAGCCCCCACCCCCAGGCCUUCUGCCAGACUUGGCCUUCUUGCCGGGGGGCUCGUUUGUGGAGCCCCCUGGAUGGAGGGACUUGGGAGUAGAGAGCCCCAGUCUGUCCAGGGCCUCCCCACUCCUCAGCUCUCCUGUCCCGGGAGGCCAGCAGAGCCCAGAUGAAGGCGAGACUGGGGCUGGAGUGCACUGGCCUGGGGCGGCCCCCGAAAGACCCCUGCAGGAGGUCCUGGCCUUGCUGAGGGCCAUGGGCCCCAUGCAGCCCCACCUUCAGGAGCUGGAGCAUCAGGUCCUUGGCUUCCGGGACCGGCUGAAGCCCCGAGGAGCCCACCAGGAGCACGCCUCUUCCGAGAGCCUGAUGGAGUGCAUCCUGCAGAACUUCGCCUUCCUCAACGCCGACCUGGCCCCUCACGAGCUGGCCCUGUUUGGGGGCUCCCCAAGUCCCCGAAAGGACAGGACAACGCCCCCACCACCGUCACUGAGAGUGCCGUCCAGGGAGCUGACGGCUGGCAGCCCCGAGCUGGACACGCUUCUUGAGGUCCAUCUCCAAGUCUGCAAAACUCUACUGCAGAAACUGGCCAGUCCUAACUUGGCGCAGGUGGUGCAGGAGUGCCUUCUGGGAGAGGCCGCUCAGCAGGCGCAGGUCCUGGACACACUUUCUGCCCUGGAUGUUGGCAAGACCAGCAAGGCAGCGUCCGUGGAAGAGCUUGUUCCACAGGCAGCUCGGAGAAAAGGGUGCCUGAAGUUGUGGAACAGGUGCACACAGCCUGGCGGGGUGCUGUCCUGCCCUGGCUCCACGCUGCUGAACCAGCUCAAGAAAACCUUCCUGCACAGAGUCAGAGGGAAGUACCCGGGACAGCUGGAAAUAGUGUGUCGUAAGCUGCUGGAGCAGGUGCUCAGCUGUGGCGGGCUGCUUCCUGAGGCCGGGCCCCCUGAGGAGCAGACAGUCACCUGGUUCCAGUUCCACAGCUAUCUACAGAAGCAGAGUGUCUCUGACCUGGAGAAGCACUUCACUCAGCUCACCAAGGAAGUCUCGCUGGUGGAGGAGCUUCAGUGCGCAAGCCAGCUCAGGACCAUCAGAAAGCUGCAUGGGAAGCGGCUGAGACAGCUGCAGCCCCUGCCCUACACGCUGGGAGCCUGGGCGCUGCUCCAGCUGGACGGGCCCCCGCGGCUGUGCAGAGCGGCCAGUGAGCACCUGGCCAGAGCAGCGGCCAGCAACAAGAGCUUCCGGGAAAAGGCUCUGCUCUUCUACACAGAUGCCCUGACCAAGAAUGAUGUGAAGCUGCAGCAAGCCGCCUGUGUGGCUCUGAGACAUCUCAGGGGUAUUGAAAGCAUUGACCAGAUCGUCAGCCUGUGCCAGUCUCGUGUGGAGGCCGUGCGGGCAGCAGCCCGGGAAACCACGCUGUCAUUUGGUGAACAAGGGCGUUUAGCUUUUGAGAAGAUGGACAAACUUCAUUCGGAACAAGCAGAAGACUUUUACCAGGAGGCUGAUGUUGAGAUCACAAUAUUCUAAGAAGCUCUAGUCUGGCUUGCUUGGUUUUACUGCUGCCUGGCCACAACUCAGGGUCUGAGCUCUGUGCAGGGAUGCACUGUGAUCCCCCCACCCCCCAAUCAGGAGUGUGAACCAAUUGCAGUGGCCCAGGUACCAGGGAGGAUUUCAUCCAGGAAAGAAAGAGGUGUUGCACAACAUUUCAUGAGCUGCGUAACUUCAAAUCAAGCCACUGACUUUUUGGUAUUCAGACUGUCUGCCUUUCUUCAGGAUACAGAUUCAGGGCAGCUCCAGUCAAAUGUGCCAAACUUGACGGAACCUGCAGGUCGGUUGGUUCAGUGGGAUAAAGACUGGGAUUAGGGUGGCAAGCAGGCUGACUGCCCUCUCAAAGGAGCGAGCAUGGCUGAGUCAUUAGCAGUGAGCUGUCACCCUGGGGAGCUGGGGAAGGUAGGAGGGCACAGCCAGGGUAUCUACCAUUCAUUUGCUAAUGCUGCAGCUGUGUAGCCAUGGGCCAGAGUGGAGACUGAGUGUGGCCCACUGACUGGUGAAUCUUACCACUGUCUUCAACAGCACAAAGGAAGGGAGAAAAUGCUACCAGUCAAGAGCCUUGAGUGAUGUGUCAGGAAGUGCACCUGCUUCGAUCACACUAGCAGAAGGAAAUCUAACUUUUAAAGCAAGUCAACUUUGGGCUGAUCACAUAAGCUGCCUCAGAAGCCAUAAGCUGGUUAAAGCCUUGUUGCUUUAAAGAAGAAAAAAAAAUCCCUAUUUAAGUCUAGUAAAAACAACUCCAUUGUGUCCUGAGCUGUUUCUGUUUUAUAUAGAAAUAACCUGGAGUUGGAAUAUAGCUGUCCACAGUGGCAUUGGAAAGCGUUGCAACUUAAAUACUCUCAUGUAAACUUCCAGUAUAUUUUCUGUGCUUUUUGGUCUAAGUUAGUUAUUUAUUUGUCUUGUUCUGAAAUUUCCAUUAAAAAGCCAUUUUUCAA
Molecule: messenger RNA, 4358 nt
Organism: Erinaceus europaeus (western European hedgehog)
Lineage: Eukaryota; Metazoa; Chordata; Mammalia; Eulipotyphla; Erinaceidae
Gene: RIPOR3
Product: RIPOR family member 3
Exons: 17
Coding region: 1084-3399 (771 amino acids)
Source: RefSeq, a predicted model, not a curated record